Molecule: messenger RNA, 473 nt
Organism: Paramuricea clavata
Lineage: Eukaryota; Metazoa; Cnidaria; Anthozoa; Malacalcyonacea; Plexauridae
Source: the annotation of a GenBank genome assembly
AUGGCGGUCUGGCGUGUUAUUCAUCGUAUAUUGAAUCCGUCUCCACAACCUUUGCGACUUGAUGUCAACGAACUAAAUACAUAUUUUGCAGAGACUGCUCAGCGUACCACUGGAAAUUUAGAUGUGGACAUUAAGGAAGAUUUGCUAGACUUUGUUGAUAGCUUACCACCAGCACCCAUGGAAGAAGAACCAUCUAUCUUACGUCAUGUCACCCACAAUGAGGUUCUCAAUGAGAUUAAAAUCAUUCAUUCUGAUACAUCAACGGGACCUGACCAAAUACCAAUUAAGUAUCUUAAACCUGUUGCAGAAUCAAUCGCACGACCGUUGACUCACAUACCAAAUUCAUUUAUUGCCCAGUCACUUUUUCCUAACGCAUGGAAAGUGGCCAGAAUAACUCCGAUUCCAAAGACCAACGGCUCUGUCAGUGUUCCAAAUAUGCGGCCAAUUUCGAUUCUCACAGUUGUUUCGAAAGU